AUGGAAAAAAGCAAAGUUCUGAAACCUCGAAUGACUUCUUCUGGUGGCAACUUAAUAUUCCAGACUGCCAGUGACAAAUCUAUAGAAUUCAGAACAGGUUCUUAUGGGAAAAUAAAAUUAAAUAAUGAAGACUUUGCAGAGCUUUCUAACCAGAUUCAGAAAAACAAGGAUGAUAUUGCCGAGAUGAGAAACAAUGGUGGAAUGCCUCAGAAUGUCUCAUAUCAGAUCAGUCAGCUGAAUGCAAGGGCAUUGGCUGUGAUCCAUGCACUGAAGUCUCUCCAUCACCUUUGGACCCCAGGACAUCUUCAAGUGAUUACAGACAAUGACACAGUCAUGUGGUAUAUCAAUUCCAGUUCUGGGAUUUGUCAGAAGAAAAAUCACUUAAUGCAGACAUCAAGUGCCCUGAAUCCAAAUCUCCUCUUCUUCCCUUCUGAUCCAAAGCACUCAGUCACCACAGAUGCCUUUGACUUUGCUUGCGAAACAGUGUCAAGUCAAGGGGAUAAAGAUGCAAGGUAUCUGGGACAACAAGGUUGUGGUGGUUUGUUCACAGCUUCAAGUGGUGAAAUCCAUUCUCCAAAAUACCCUAGUGUCUCUGGGAACAAUGUAGACUGCUCUUGGGUUAUAACUGUGGACAUUUCUCAUAGAGUUUUACUGAAUUUCACCGACUUCGAUAUAGAAAAUCACCAGUCAUGUAACGAUAACUAUAUAGUUAUACAUGAUGGACCAGAUGAAAAUGCUCCACUCCUCAGCAGACUGUGUGGAGGCCAGCUCCCAGCACCCAUCACAUCCACAAUGCACCAGAUCUUUGUACGCUUCCGUUCUGAUAGCAGUGUAUAGCACAGAGGAUUCAGUGCUCAGUUUUCUGAAGCCUGUGGAAGUUUCGUUACCACUGAUGACCUAGGAGGUACUAUUUCCACACCUUCGUAUCCUAACAAUUAUCCAAACAACACAAACUGCACCUGGAUUAUUGUGGCCCAGGACCCAUAUAACCAUGUGACCAUCUCCUUUACUGACUUUGAAACAGAAAACAGAUAUGGUAACUGUUCUAGUGAUGCAGUGGAAUUUUUAGAUGGUGACAACUCUGAAGCUCCUUCUAUAGGUCGUUACUGUGGGAAUGUCAUGCCACACCCUGUCACAUCAUUCAGCAAUGCCUUCGUUGUGAACUUCAUUUCUGAUAACACAGAUGUAGCAAAAGGCUUCCGAGCAACAUAUGCAGCAUCAUCCUCAGCUUGUGGUGGUGUUUACCACAUGGAGAGUGGCGCCUUCAAUAGUCCUAACUAUCCUGAUCCUUACCCAAUAGACCGCGAAUGUGUAUGGAAUAUCGUCAGCUCUCCUGGCAAUUGACUACAACUUUCUUUCAUAGCCUUCCAGCUACAGAAUAGUCCAGAUUGUGUCAAGGACUAUUUAGAGAUUCGUGAGGGAAAUUCUACGGGCCAUCUGGUUGGACGAUUCUGUGGUGAUAGCUUACCCAGCAAUUAUACAUCAAUCAUUGGUCACAUCCUGUGGAUCAGAUUUAUCUCUGACCAAUCAGUUGUUGGCUCUGGAUUCCAAGCUGUAUUCUCUCACAUGUAUGGAAAUGAAAUUUUGGGAACCUCCGGGAAGAUAGCUUCUCCACUCUGGCCAAGAAACUAUCCAAACAAUGCCAAUUACGUAUGGUCAAUAACAGUGAGUGCUGACUACAUUGUUCGUGCUGUGAUACGUGAGAUGGAUAUAGAAGAGCUCAGCAACUGCUAUUAUGAUAAAAUACGAUUUUAUGAUGGCCCAGAUAUUCAUGCCCGCCUCAUGGGAACAUAUUGUGGCAUUGUGCCACCUGCUCCUAUCUCCUCUACAGGCAACACCAUGACAAUUCAGUUUGUAUCAGGUACCAGCUUGAAUGGAAAGGGAUUCAUUAUGGACUGGUAUGCAGUGGACAUUUCUACAGCUCCUCUGCCAACAGUUACCCCAGGUGCUUGUGGUGGUGCAUUUGUAACAGGAGAAACACCUUACUUCUUUUUCUCGCCUGAGUGGCCAAAUAACUAUCAGAAUGGCGUAGACUGUUCCUGGGUAAUAAGAUCUCCAGAAUCUACAGUGGAGUUGAACAUUCUGGCUAUUGACAUAGAAUUUCAGACGUCAUGCUUAUCUGAUCAGCUUGUUAUUAGAGAUGGAGACAACAAUAUUGCACCAGUCCUUGCUACCCUCUGUGGCAGAGAACUUCCUGGUCCUAUCAGAUCUACUGGUGAUGCUAUGUUCAUUCGUUUUACCUCUGAUUCCAUCAUCUCUGGGGGUGGCUUCAAUGCUUCUUUUCACAAAAGUUGCGGUGGAUAUUUCCAUGUCAAUAGUGGUAUCCUCACCUCUGCACAUUACCCUCAAUCCUACCCAGCCAACCAGAAUUGCACCUGGCAUGUGGUGGUUACCAGUGGUUAUACUAUCAAUGUCAACUUUGAACAGCCUUUCCAAAUUCAAGGCUCUGGCACUAGAUGCAGCAGCGGAGAUUAUCUGUAGCUGAGGAAUGGGGAAGAUGCUUUAUCCCCUCCAUUAUCCACCAAUGGAGGAAAUGGACAUUACUGUGAUUCUAGCCCUCCAUCUGCAUUGCACACAACAGAUAAUUUCCUUUUUAUUCGUUUCAUCUCUGAUGGAAGUAAUGAGGGCCAAGGUUUCAAGCUGAGCUAUGAGGCAAAAAGUCUUGCUUGUGGAGGCAAUAUAUUUGUAAGCAGCUUAGAUCCAGCAAUAUAUGUAACAUCUCCCAACUACCCAAAUAAAUACCCCAAAAAUGCAGACUGUAUCUGGAUUGUUACAGUUCCAAAUGGAGAAGCUGUACAGCUGGACUUUGAAGAUGAGUUCUGUAUAGAACCACACAGCAGCUGCGACUAUGACUACCUGGAAUUGCGUGAUGGUGCGGAUUCCAAUGCUCCACUGAUCAGUAAGCUGUGUGGGAACACCAGGCCUGGGACACAAAAGUCCACAGGAACUCUGAUGUAUAUGAGAUUCAGAACGGACACCAGUGACACUCACAUUGGAUUCAAAGCCAAAUUUUCAAUAGCUACUUGUGGAGGCACUUUCACAGGACAGUCUGGUAUUGUUCAUAGUCCAGGAUAUCCCAGCUCAAAUUAUCCUGACAACUUACUGUGUGAAUGGUACCUCCAUGGACCGACUGGACACUACCUCACCAUUGUCUAUGAAACCAUCAAUCUUCAAAGCUCCAGUGAAUGCUCAGCAGAUUAUGUGGAAGUCCGAGAAUACAACGCUUCUGGGCGACUACUGUGAAAGCACUGUGGAAUUACAUCCCCAAAUCCAGUGGAUACCUCAGACAGUUUUGCCUAUGUUAAAUUUGUCAGUGAUGCAUCAAUCAGUGCCACAGGAUUCAUUUUACGGUUUAAUGCUAGUGUGGCGGAGUGUGGUGGCAACCUCAAUGGAGCCACAGGAACAUUAACUUCUCCCAAUUAUCCAAACUUGUACCCACACAGCAGACGAUGUGAAUGGUGGAUUACAGUACAAGAGGGUCGCAGGGUUACACUGACCAUUAAUGACUUGAGGAUUGAAGACCAUCCAACUUGUACUUAUGAUUAUUUUGCUAUUUACAAUGGCCUACAUUCCAACUCUCCACUGUUGGAAAAAUUCUGUGGUCAAAGUGAUACGCUGCCUGGCACCCAAGUGAAGUCAUCUGGAAACACCAUGAGAGUUGUCUUCUAUACAGAUGCAAUUGGAACUGAUGGAGGCUUUAGUGUGACCUAUACAUCACUGGAAGAUGCAGUGUGCGGUGGGACAUUAAUCAGGGAAGAUGGUGGAAACUUUACCUCUCCUGGCUAUGAUGGCGUAAGCUAUUACACAAAUAACUUAGAUUGUGAAUGGACCAUCCAUAAUCCCUAUGUAGCAACUUCAUCUAUUUACAUUCAGAUAGUUGACUUACACCUGGAGAACCAUGCAACAUGUGCUAAGGAUUUCAUUGAGUUCCGAGUUGGUAAUGCAGGGGAUCUCUUAGCUAAACUGUGUGGACAGUCCAUCCCAUCAGUCCCAUUUGUUUUUGCUGCUGAACAGAUCUGGGUCCAUUUUGUGACUGAUUCAACGGGGCAAGAUGUUGGUUUUCUUGCCAAGUAUUUAUUCUCAGAUUGUGGCGGCAUCCAGGAUGGGAAAAGUGGAGUUGUUUCCAGUCCAAACUAUCCAAAUCCUUAUGACAGUAUGAACUGGUGCACCUGGCUACUGAGGGCACCAGAAGGCCACACAAUAACUCUUAACUUUACAUACUUUAAUGUGGAAAACCAUGAAGCUUGUAACUGGGACUCAGUAACUUUAAUAAAUGGUGGCUAUCCAGAUUCUCCCAUCAUUGGCCAAUACUGUGGAAUGAAUUCCCCAGGAACUAUCACAUCAGGCUCCAACAAGUUGAUAAUAGUAUUCAUUUCUAAUCAUGUUGUGCAGAGAGGUGGCUUCUAUGCAACAUGGACCUCUAAUUCUUUGGGCUGUGGCGGAAUCAUCCAUGCAGAUAGUGGGACCAUCAGGUCUCCAAACUGGCCUCAGAACUUCCCAUCAAACAUUGAAUGUGUCUGGAAGAUCAUAGCUGAUGAAGGCAGCCACCUAGAUAUGACAUUUGACAACAACUUCAAUAUCCCAGACACCAGUGAUCAGUGUCAAAGCAGCUAUGUUAAGGUAUGGGGAGGUGAUUCUGAAGAGGAUAAAGCUCUGCUGACCACAGGCUGUGGAAGUACUUCACCAGGAACCAUCACUGCCCCAGCGAGUGUAGUAAUCACCAGAUUCCAGUCACAAGACAAUGUUGGAACAGGCUUUGCAGCAUCAUUCAGCAGCAGCUGUGGAGCAAAUUUCACUGACCUCAGUGGACGUAUUGUAUCUCCGAACUACCCCAAUAAUUAUGGUCACAAUAUGAACUGCAGCUAUCUCAUUAAAACAGGGGCUAAUAUGUUUGUCAUUUUGCAGUUUCAAGCAUUCCAUAUAGAAGUACCUUCUUUAACUCAUUCCACAUGUGUCUAUGAUGGCUUGAAAAUCUACUCGGGAACAGCAAUUUCUGGAAAACCUGUUGCCACACUUUGUGGUACACAACUUCCUGGACCUGUGAGUACUUAUGGAUCCAUGCUGCUCCAUUUCUAUACUGAUUCAUCAAAGGCAUACAGUGGUUAUAUUGCACAAUAUACAUUAGCUGAAUGUGGAAGAACAUUCAACAGCACUUCUGGAACCAUAAGCAGCCCGACUCACUCAUUUACAGAUUACCACAAUAACAUGAACUGCACAUAUCAACUCAUUGUCCCAGAAAACAAAAUUCUGGCACUCAAAUUCAACCAGUUCCAACUUCAGACAUCAUCAGCUUGUUACUUUGACUAUGUUGCUGUAUAUGAUGGGUCAGACAUCUAUGCUCCUCUUCUGGGCAAAUUCUGUGGUUCAGCUAUUCCACCAGCCCUGAAAUCUACUGGCAACACUCUGUUUUUGGUGUUUAAGACUGACUCUUCUGUCACUGCAGGUGGAUGGCGGGCGACUUUUACAGACACGCUAGGACCAGAUCAAGGCUGUGGAGGUUACGUGACUGGCAACACUGGAACAAUUGUCACUCCUGAUUCAAAUAAUGAUGGCAGAUAUGAUAAGAACCUUCAGUGUGUGUGGAACAUUGUUGUGCCCAUGAACAAGAACAUAAAUUUCACCUUCAGCAGCUUUGUCUUGGAAGCACAGACAGGGAGUGUUUGCCAAAAUGACUAUGUCAAACUGUAUGAUGGUGAGGAUACCACUUCCCUUGAAGUCGGCACAUUCUGUGGCUCUGUUGUGCCACCUUAUUUUGUGUCUACCAGUAACUUCCUGACAGUGAUGUUCAUCUCUGAUAAUGUUGUUGAAAUGGAAGGAUUCAACGCUACCUACAUAGCUAUAGACUUGCCAUGUGGUGGAACAAUAAAUGCAACAUCCAGUGUACAGACCUUGACGUCUCCAGGAUACCCAGGUGCUUACCCAACGUUCACAGUGUGUCACUGGACCAUUGAUGCUCCAGCACAAGAACAAGUGAAGAUAUCCGUGCAGGCCUUCCACUUAGAAGCAAACCAGGAUUGUGCAAGGAAUUAUGUAGAAUUCAAGGACUGGCCAGUGGGAGACUAUGGGCAAGUGCACAGGUACUGUGAUACAGAUUCUGUUUUGCUAGACUUUUACACAUAUGGCCGCUCUGCUGUUGUGACAUUCAGAUCAGAUGAGUACAGAAAUGGCAAUGGCAUAAGCUUCACAGCUCAGAUUGCAGGCUGCAACAGAGAAUUCAACCAGUCUUUUGGAUACUUGAAGAGUCCUGGAUGGCCCAAUGUUUAUCAACAUAACUUGGAUUGCACCAUCAUUCUAAGAGCACCACAUAACCAUACCAUCUCUCUCUUCUUUGAUGCAUUUGAACUGGAAAAGCAUUCAAAAUGUAGUUUUGACUAUUUAGAGGUGAGAAAUGGGAGUGGCAGCAGCACCUCUCUGAUCGGCAAAUACUGCGGUGAAGUGCUACCUAAUCCCAUAUUCCCAAAAAGUCAUCUUUUGUAUAUACGCUUUGUAACUGACUCCAGCAGUGCAUGUAAGGGAUUUGAGAUUACUUGAACUUCAUCAUCACAUGAAUGUGGCGGAGUAUUGUUUGGAGACCAUGGCUCAUUCACAAGUCCUGAAUACCCAGGAACAUAUGGAAAUAACACAGACUGUGAGUGGAGAAUCAGAGCACCUUCAGGUCGUGUGAUUACCAUAACAUUUGUGUUUGUGAGCAUUGAUGAUCCCGGUAACUGUGUGCACAACUACCUGACACUUUAUAAUGCGCCUGAUGCCACCUCACCAGUACGAGGGCCUUACUGUGGCAAUGAAACAAAUAUUGCUCCCUUUACUUCUUCGUCUAACGAAAUAUUCAUCAAAUUCCAUGCUGAGUAUGCCACAUUGCCCUCUGGAUUCAGGCUUACAUGGAGCACUAAGAAACCUAUAUCUCCAAGUACAUUUGAAACAUUUCAGAAAAGUUUUGCUGAGCAGUUUAAAGUUUGA
Messenger RNA from Protopterus annectens (West African lungfish), 6957 nucleotides. Its product is annotated as cubilin-like. The transcript is spliced from 43 exons. The record is from RefSeq and is a predicted model, not a curated record. NCBI's taxonomy places the organism in Eukaryota, Metazoa, Chordata, Ceratodontiformes, Protopteridae.